AUGGCGAAGAACCCCAAUCUCUUGCCUCUCCUCGACACCUUCCUUGCUCGCGAACAAGAAGAGUCGUCGAUCAGCAUAGAUGCCACGAACUCGAUGGUCGUUAACAUCCUUGCCGUCUCCCUGGUUGCUUCCUCCCACGGCUAUGAAGUCGUGCUCUUGUAUCGCCAUGUCUGCGGCAACCACCCAUUGGAGAAGCAAUUGAUGGUGCAGAGGCGGAUGAAGGAGGCGUUAGUCAAGACGUCGACCUUCUAUGGCCUGCCAAAGGCAUUGCAGGCGCUUUUCCCGCUGUUCAAGAGUCUCGAUGAGGAGAAAGGAGAGGUGGAUGAUUGGGGAGCCAGAUGGGACCGCAUCUCCCACUCCUUCACCACCACAACCACAACCACGCCCCUCGCCCCAACAGACCUCCUAACCAAAGGAGAAAUCUUCUUCACCAACCUCUGGGGUCCCACCGCCGCCGCCGAAAACUCCGCCUUUAACCUCAAGCACUGCCCCGACCUGCACUUCGUCGUCACCCUCGUCCUCAUCUGGAUCAUCGCCGACGAUUCGCUGUACGCUCCACACGAGACCUGCAUGCUCAACGCGGCGGCGAUGAUAUGUUCGAUGAACGGGGCGCAAUCGAUGUGGCAUACGCGCGUGGUGGUCAGGCAGGGUGGGACGAUGGCGCAGGCGAGGUUGGCGAGGGAUCUGGGUGUGGCGGUGAAGGAGUUGUAUAGAGAUGUUGAGGUGCCGGGAGACCGGGUUGCGGACUUUGAAAAGAUUGAUUUUGAGGACCUUGUGUCGCAUGCCUGA
Saxophila tyrrhenica is the source of this 789-nucleotide messenger RNA. RefSeq lists its product as uncharacterized. The transcript is spliced from 2 exons. Lineage: Eukaryota; Fungi; Ascomycota; Dothideomycetes; Mycosphaerellales; Extremaceae. The coding region runs from base 1 to 789 and encodes 262 amino acids. The record is from RefSeq and is a predicted model, not a curated record.